Pseudopodoces humilis (Tibetan ground-tit) is the source of this 2937-nucleotide messenger RNA. It is a transcript of the gene EPB41L4A, whose product is annotated as erythrocyte membrane protein band 4.1 like 4A. Gene Ontology annotation, biological process: actomyosin structure organization. The record is from RefSeq and is a predicted model, not a curated record. Gene Ontology annotation, cellular component: cytoskeleton. Lineage: Eukaryota; Metazoa; Chordata; Aves; Passeriformes; Paridae.
CCCGCCUCGUCCCUCGGCCAUCGCAGCAGGCAUGGGCUGUUUCUGCGCUGUCCCGGAGGAAUUUUACUGCGAAGUCUUGCUCCUGGACGAGUCCAAGCUGACCCUGACCACACAGCAGCAAGGCAUCAAGAAGUCAACGAAAGGGUCGGUUGUCCUGGGCUACGUAUUUCGCCACUUAAACCUGGUGGAAAUAGAUUACUUUGGACUGCGUUACUGUGACCGAAGUCAUCAAACGUACUGGCUGGAUCCUGCAAAGACCCUCGCUGAACAUAAAGAAUUGAUAAACACUGGACCACCAUACACUCUGUAUUUUGGCAUUAAAUUUUAUGCAGAGGAUCCAUGUAAACUUAAGGAAGAAAUAACAAGGUAUCAGUUUUUCUUGCAGGUAAAGCAAGAUGUUCUACAGGGCCGUUUGCCUUGUCCAAUCAACACUGCAGCACAGCUGGGAGCGUACAUAAUUCAGUCUGAGCUGGGGGACUAUGACCCAUACAAGCACACGGCAGGUUACGUUUCCGAGUACCGCUUCGUUCCCGACCAGAAGGAAGAGCUGGAGGAUGCCAUAGAGCGGAUACACAAGACUCUGAUGGGUCAAGUUCCUGCUGAGGCAGAAGUGAACUAUUUAGGUGUGGCCAAGUCUCUGGAAAUGUAUGGAGUGGAUCUCCAUCCUGUUUAUGGUGAAAACAAAUCUGAAUACUUUCUAGGAUUAACACCCAUAGGAGUUGUUGUCUACAAGAAUAAAAAACAAGUAGGAAAGUAUUUCUGGCCUAGAAUUACAAAAGUUCACUUCAAGGAAACACAGUUUGAACUUCGAGUCCUGGGAAAAGAUUGCAAUGAAACUUCCUUCUUUUUUGAAGCACGUAACAAGGUCACAUGCAAACAUCUCUGGAAAUGCUGUGUAGAGCAUCACACAUUUUUCAGGGUGCCAGAGAAUGAAUCAAACUCUCUGUCAAGAAAAGUCAGCAAGUUUGGAUCCAUAGGUUAUAAACAUCGUGGCAAAACAUCAUUGCGGAUGACCAGAGACACUUCUGUGCAGCUACCGCGGCCUGACCAGAGCAUUGAAAGAAGUCGCAGCAAGACUUACCCCAAAAGAACACAACAGACAGGUUCUAAGAACACGAGCCAGAUUACAACAAAUGGAGAAAAUGAAGGAACUACUAAAAUUAUUGCACCUUCUCCAGUGAAAGGCUUUAAGAAGAUGAAAAAUGAAAACAGCCCAGAAACACAAAGAAGUAAAACAAGUGCUCCAUGGGAGGAAAAUGGCCCACAGAGUGGACUGUAUAAUUCUGCUAGUGAUCGCAAUAAAUCACCAAAGUUUCCUUACUCUCGCCGAAGGAACCCAUCUGGUGGCAGUGAGAAUGAAUCUGGGCAGCCAGUUCGGAGGAGGAAAAAUCAAAAUAGUGGUGAAGAUUCAGACUUAAAGCAAAGGAGAAGGUCACGGUCCCGCUGUAACACCAGCAGUGGCAGCGAAUCCGAAAAUUCCCACAGAGAGCAUCGGAAGAAGAGAAACAGAUUACGGCAGGAGAAUGACAUGGUUGACUCGGCUCCUCAGUGGGAAGCUGUGCUGCGGCGGCAGAAGGGGAAAACCCAGGCGGAUCCAAACUACCGGCGAUCCAGGCACAGAUCUCGAUCGAGAAGCCCAGAUGUACAAGCUAAAGAAGAACUGUGGAAACAUAUCCAGAAGGAGCUUGUGGAUCCAUCUGGCCUGUCUGAGGAGCAAUUGAAAGAAAUUCCAUACACUAAAGUAGAGACUCAAGGUGACCCCAUCCGCAUCCGGCACUCGCACUCCCCUCGCAGCUACCGGCAGUACCGGCGGUCCCAGUGCUCCGAUGGGGAGAGAUCUGUCCUGUCUGAAGUGAAUGUCAAAACUGAUCUGGUCCCUCCAUUGCCUGUUACACGAUCUUCAGAUGGGAAAGGUCCCAGCAUCCAGCUGACUCAACAGAGGCAGAAUGGAUCUAAAGACAGCCUAAUAGAAGAAUCAUCUCUGCUAUCCACUAAUAAUGUUGAUGGAAAAUCCGCCACUAAGAUUGUAAAAACUGUACAGGUGUCAUGCUUCAAGGUGGAGACUUGAAUGAUGAAUUGAAGAUGGUGAAUGGAUUUUGGUCUUUGGAAAGUGAGAAUUUGUUUGUGUGUGCAGGGGAAGGAAGUGAAGUCGACAUGGUGGUCUUUCCUUCAGGACACCUGGCAGUGCAGCCUGCUUGCUGGGAAGACCAAGCAAUGGUUUUAUCACCACUAGUGGUGUGACUGAUUAAGGACAAGCUGCCUGAUAGACAACCAAAAACAAAAGUAUUUGCAAAACUGAAAGAUCAGAAAUUACAUUUCCAAAAACAAUGACAAAAAAAAAAAAAUUGAUGCAACAAAACAGGCUUCAUGGUCUACCCUGUAACUGAAUAGCUUUGCUCCCAGAAGUGACUGUUAACUGACAUGAUCAGGACCAGAUGCUUCGAGAUAAGUAAAAUAGUCAUAUUUUUUGUCAAUUGUGCAAUACAGUGUGACAUGGGGAAAUUAUCUUUACAAUUUAUAUGGGGAUCAACUUAUGUCCUGAGACAUAAGGACAGAUAGCUCUUACAAGGGUUAUUUUAGCCUAGCACAAUAACACACACUGGUGUUGUUGAUACAAAUUCUGACUCAACCCACUUUAGCUCAAAAAUAAUAGACUCCAUAACAUACUGUAGCAGUGAGUUCCAGAGGUGAUACAGACUUACUUUGCCUUGGGCAGGUUUAAGUGCUCUAAAUUUUGAAUGUCCUUUUAUGUAGAGGGACUAUGUAAAUGAACAUUCCAUAUCACAGAAACACAUUUACCAAGUUGUAGUAAAACACACUGGAGACUGGGGAACCCACUGUGUUGAGGCCUACUGAGUCUUAAAUUACUUAAGUUAAUCCACUUAACCCACUGUGUUAAGACUGCUUAGCAAGGCACGUCAGUGCUGGUUAAAUGAA